UUUCCGUUUUUACCGGAAAAGCCAAGCACGCAUGUCCGUGGAAACAAGGAAGAUGAAAUGUGCAUAUUUUCCUUUCCAAUAACCAUGAAAUUAUAAAAAUAAAUCUGACGCUUCUUAAGAACUGAGGUGAAGUUAUGGAAUCAGAAAAUGAUAAAACAAGUGAGGUGAGCACAAGCUCUAGUGAUGUGUAUGCCACACCGAUAGCCCUAGGAUUUGAAGCUCUAGAAGAGACAUCACCAAGUACAUCUCCCUCUGUUGUAUAUGGACCUUCAAAUUUUACAGAAACAGAACCUAGCACAUGCUUGGUCACAUACAACAAAGAUGUUAGAGAUGGAGCAGGUAUUCGAGGUAGAUGUGGUCUUCAUAACCUAGGUAACACCUGUUUCAUGAACUCCGGCCUACAAUGUCUGAUGAGCACCAUGCCGCUAGUCAAAUUCCUCCUCGGCUACUAUCAGAGCGGAAAAACUUUCGACGACACACUUUUCGGACAGUUUCAAAAGUUGUUCGCAAAGAUCUGGUCUGGUCAAUAUUCGAUUGUUCAUCCGAAAGAGUUUAAACAGACCCUUGGGAUCUACCAUACACAGUUCCAGGAUUAUAGACAGCAUGACUGUCAAGAAUUCCUAGCUCUUCUACUUGACAGUUUACACGAGCAGCUCAAUUUUAAAAGUCAGUCGACCAAUCAGAACACAGAAGCUGGACCUAGUUGUGAAAAACAACCAAUCACAUUUGAGCAUAACAUCAAUAACAGAGCCUCAUCGAAUCUGACAUUAGCUGAAGAAGAGAGCAAGAUAAACGAUAAAUCAAAAAACGCUGUUACCAGCCAUUCAUCCUUGACCUUUGAUAAUAUGAAAGAAUCAAAAUCAGAGAAAUGUGUGAGUGGGGACUUGAAAAAUGAGUAUUACGAGAAGAGAAAAAGUGGUUCAAAUAUCGUAGGUUUUACCGUUAACCCAAUAUCGGAAGAUAGCAACCAUUCCACCAUAUCUGAACAAAGUUCGGAAUCUGAACAAUGCUCUGUGAUGAAAAACUUAAAGUUACGCUCAAGUCCAACUGUGAGUCAAUCAAAUGUUGGACUGUCUCCCAGGGUUGUUAAUGAACUAGGGGACAAAAUCUGUGAUGUUUCGUCAUCUGAUGACAUAAAUAUUGGUAGUCAUGAGAUUAAGGCUGAGUGUGAGAGUUCAGGAUCGGAAGUGUUUAAACGUGUUCACAGUUUACAGGACUUUCGCAGUAAAAGUGACGAAUGUGUGAGUGGUUUGGUAAAAGCUUCUAGUGAUAUUGAUCUAGUCUGUAAAGCAUCUGGUGAUGUUGAUGAAACUGAUGAAUUUGAUACAGGGUUACAAAUGGAUGGUAGAGCUAGUCAAAUAGGUGGGAAGAAUGACAUUUCAGCUAGUCUGAAAUCUGACAUUUGUGAUAUAGAACAGAAAGGCGCUAGUGUAGGUAAGAUAUCAGGGUCUCAAUCUGAAUCCAUCGUUUUGAACAAUGCAAUACCAACAACAAGUGUACCGUCUCUUGAAGACUUGUAUGCCAAGGAGACUAAAACUCUAAACACCAAUGUCUUAGCAACAGAAUAUAUGGAAGAGUCGGUAACUACGGACUCGGACAAAUUCUCCAAACAUGACAACACUAGUGACAGAAUUGAAAACGUUGACGAAGAAGAUUUGAUAAAUAACGUUAUGGAAGUGACAACCAAAAGUGACGAAUUUGAAAUGCCAAAGAAAGUAAAAGAUGUGAAUAUUAGAGCAGAUAAAAAGAGUAAAUCACCAAAAGGAGCUUGUGGCUCUAGUUCAGGCGUGGGUUCAGAAAAAGAAGACUGUUUUUCAUUGAGUGGUGUGAAGAGAAUGAAGUUUGAAGGUACAGAGAAAAACCUGCAGAUGCAGGAGAUAUGUAAGAUUCAAAAAGAAGUGCUCAUCUCUGAAGCAUUAAAUGUUCGAAAACCAAAGAAUGUUGAACAAGUUGAGAGAGUGUCGUGUAUGCGAGAAGCUAGUCCGAGCGUGGAUAGCGAUGUUGAAUGUGAUAUUGAGGAUCAAGAAGAGGAUAAUGAUAUGGAGGUGUCGGAUGAUAACGACACCGGAGAGGUCGUACCUCGAGUGCCAAGGACCCUGGCUGAAGGAGCAUGUUACACGACAGCUGAGGUUCUAGCAGCCGAAGAUGCCUGGCAGAAAUAUUUAAGGCGGAAUGACAGUGUAGUUGUGGACACUUUUCAAGGGCAGUUUAAAUCUACUGUUGUAUGUGCACAAUGUAACCAGGUGUCUGUAACAUUUGAACCAUUCAUGUAUCUCUCAGUACCUAUACCUCAUGCCAUGGAAAGACAACUCUGUGUAACAAUUAUACCAUUAAUGGGAGAAGCCACACAUGUGUUACUGGAGAUGCACAAACAAGAUAAAAUACUCAAGGUCAAACAGGAGCUGUGUAAUCUGAUUGGUGGAAAUCCCACUGACAUCAUUAUAGCUGAGGUGCUGAAUUGGCACAUCUCUCGAAUCCUGGAGGAUAACACAAUGCUGCGAUACAUCAACGACUCUUCUCGAACAAUUUAUGCUUUCGAGAUGGACCAGUCUACAUUCGGUAGUUGUCAUGGUAAUGAGAACCCCACUUCCUCUGCCAUGAAUGUUACACCGGCCACGUCUCAAGACAACCUCGCCUCUCAAGUCGAUUCUUUUAACAACGUCGACUCAUAUUUUGUCAACAGUAACGUAAAUUUGGGCUCUGAAACAUUCUCUGAAGCAGAUCCCUACUAUGGUCAAUCUGGGUCAGCAGAUUUUAAGAAUUCAGGAAGUUUGGAUGAUAUGGUAGGAACAGGAUUGUGGGAAUGGAAUCAAAAUGGGUCGGACAAAAGACGAGGGAGUCUGGAAACAGAAACUGGUGAAAAUCCAGUGGUAGAUAGUACAACAUCUGCUACAGGAUUUGAUAUAAGUGAAGAUAUAGCGAGAGCAGAGGGUCGUGAGGCAGUGGAGAAAUCCACAGUAACCAGUUCUACUGUCACUACAGAUGACUGGAAAUCUUGUGCUAUAUGUCUCGAAGAAAUGCCCGAGAAUGAGCUGAUGGUUCACACAACAUGUGGUGGUACUUUCUGCUCUGCUUGUCUAGAGAUGUCUGCCCAGCAUUAUAGAGAUUCUGUAUACUGUUGUCCUGUAUGUUCAACACCAGCUGAUAUGACGGAGGAUUUUGUUCCAUUAACAAAUGCUGCCAAUCAUAAACCAAAAACAAGGAUUGUUGCUAUACCUAUAUCAUACCGAUGUGAGAAAGACAUAUCCGGGGCAGAUAAUCCAUACCUGUUUGCACAUCCAUCUUUACUGAACCUACCUAGUAACUUGACUGGUCAACAUAUCUAUACGUGUAUACAAACCAUCAGACCUGACAUGAACAACUUUAAAAUAUUGCUCACAGACGGCACGGGUUUACACUGCUCACGAUGUCUGUACAUGGAACACUGUACAGGGUGUGAAAUACCUGCGGAUGGUGAAGCUAUAUUACGUCCUGGUGAUAAUCUGGCUGUCAGCGUACAAUCAGUGACGGAUGAUCAGGUGACGGAGUAUCAACGCGUUAAUCAACAUAGAUCUAUGGAGAAACAACGUUCUCAUGAACCAGUCACUCUACUAGACUGCUUCAGUGCUUUCACACAAAGUGAAGAAUUAGAUGAACAGAAUCCAUGGUUCUGUCCUCACUGUAAGGAGAAUCAGAGAGCCAAGAAAACCAUGACAGUAUGGCAGUAUCCUGAUACACUUAUUAUACAUCUUAAACGAUUUGUAUUCCACGAACUGUCCAGUACUAAAGUAGACAACAAAGUUGUUUUCCCUAUCGAUAACCUUGAUCUCAAUUGUUUUAUCUCGGGACCAAAGACCAAGAACCUCAUGUAUAAUUUAUACAGCCUUGUGUGUCAUUUCGGAGGUGCCAACUCUGGUCAUUACACAGCGUACGCUAAACAUCCUGUAGGAGGACAAUGGUAUUACUACAACGAUGAAACCGUGACAGAGACUCAUCCUGGUGAAGAUGAAUUUACCAGCACUUAUGUCCUCUUUUAUCAAAGAAAAGGCACAGAUAAGGCUUUACAGAUACCAGAUGAUCUUGACCUUGGCUUUGAAGCAGACGUCACAGAUCCCGAAGCUUCUAGCAGCAUUCCAAGUGUGAUUUUCCAACCUCCACAGGAGGACAUUACCCUCAAUUUGAAUAACAAAACAACCACAGCUCCACCUACUUCCUGUGAAACUGCAUCAUCUACUUCCUGUCACCAGGUGGCAGCAUCGACAGGUGCUUGUGACUUGUUUAAUUCAGCUGACCAAUCAGAUGCUUACAAAGUAGAUUCAAGCAGUGUGAGGGCGGAGCUAGCUGAAGCUGACAGCACUGGUCCUUCAUAUGAAUUCUAUUCCUAAUUUGAAUUUCAUUAUAAAUGAGCCGCGUCACGACAAAACUAA
This is a messenger RNA of Ruditapes philippinarum (Manila clam), 4406 nucleotides long. RefSeq lists its product as uncharacterized. Gene Ontology annotation, molecular function: cysteine-type deubiquitinase activity. Gene Ontology annotation, biological process: protein deubiquitination. The record is from RefSeq and is a predicted model, not a curated record. The transcript has 18 exons. Lineage: Eukaryota; Metazoa; Mollusca; Bivalvia; Venerida; Veneridae. Bases 135 to 4364 code for a protein of 1409 amino acids.